Molecule: messenger RNA, 9617 nt
Organism: Mauremys mutica (yellowpond turtle)
Lineage: Eukaryota; Metazoa; Chordata; Testudines; Geoemydidae
Gene: APPL1
Product: adaptor protein, phosphotyrosine interacting with PH domain and leucine zipper 1
Exons: 22
Coding region: 62-2188 (708 amino acids)
Biological process (GO): signaling
Cellular component (GO): endosome membrane; cytoplasm
Molecular function (GO): identical protein binding
Source: RefSeq, a predicted model, not a curated record
CAGUGUUGGGUGCUCGGUAGGGUUUGUGGGCGCGUCGGCCCGUAGAGACCCCGCCAUCGCCAUGCCCGGGAUUGACAAGCUGCCCAUUGAGGAGACGUUGGAGGACAGUCCUCAGACACGUUCUUUGCUGGGUGUGUUUGAAGAAGAUGCUGCAGCAAUUUCCAGUUACAUCCACCAGUUGUAUCAAGCCAUGCGUCGAAUUUAUGAUGCACAGAAUGAAUUAAGUGCAGCAACUCAUCUAACUUCAAAACUUCUAAAAGAGUAUGAGAAGCAGCGUUUUCCAUUAGGGGGCGAUGAUGAAGUUAUGAGCUCUACCCUACAACAGUUUGCAAAAGUCAUAGAUGAGCUCAGCUCUUGUCAUGCAGUACUUUCAACUCAACUAGCUGAUGCCAUGAUGUUUCCCAUUACUCAAUUUAAAGAAAGGGAUCUAAAAGAGAUACUGACUUUAAAAGAAGUUUUCCAAAUUGCCAGCAAUGAUCAUGAUACUGCCAUUAACAGAUACAGUCGGCUGUCAAAAAGAAGAGAGAAUGAAAAGGUCAAGUAUGAAGUUACAGAAGAUGUGUAUACUUCCAAGAAGAAACAGCAUCAGACCAUGAUGCAUUAUUUCUGUGCAUUAAAUACUCUUCAGUACAAGAAGAAAAUAGCCAUGCUGGAACCCUUGCUAGGAUAUAUGCAAGCUCAGAUAAGUUUCUUUAAAAUGGGUUCAGAAAAUCUUACUGAGCAGCUGGAAGAAUUUUUAACCAAUAUUGGCACAAGUGUACAAAAUGUUCGCCGGGAAAUGGAUUCUGAGGUAGAAACCAUGCAGCAGACCAUAGAGGACUUGGAAGUAGCCAGUGAUCCAUUAUAUUUACCUGAUCCAGACACAACAAAAUUUCCUGUCCAUAGAAAUCUAACACGGAAAGCUGGCUAUCUUAAUGCAAGGAAUAAGACUGGGCUGGUGUCUUCCAGUUGGGACAGACAGUUUUACUUUACUCAGGGUGGAAACCUAAUGAGUCAGGCAAGAGGUGAUGUAGCUGGAGGACUUGUCAUGGACAUAGACAACUGUUCCGUAAUGGCUGUGGACUGUGAGGACAGAAGAUACUGCUUUCAGAUAACAUCUUUUGAUGGCAAAAAAUCUUCAAUCUUACAGGCAGAGAGUAAAAAAGAUUAUGAAGAGUGGAUAUGUACAAUAAACAACAUCUCUAAACAGAUAUACCUCAGUGAAAACCCUGAGGAAAUUGCUGCACGUGUAAAUCAAUCCGCUCUGGAGGCUGUCACCCCCUCUCCUUCCUUCCAACAGAGACAUGAGAGCAUGCGGCCAACAAUACAAUCUCGGCCUCCGACAGCUCGUACAAAUAGCUCUGGGUCUUUGGGAUCUGAAUCAGCAGCUUUAUCAGCACUUUCCUUGGAUUCCCUUGUUGCCCCUGACACACCGAUACAAUUUGACAUAAUUUCUCCAGUUAGUGAAGAUCAGCCUGGUCAGGCAAAAGCCUCAGGGCAAUCGGGCAGACGUACAAACCCAUUUGGUGAAUCUGGAGGCAAAAAAUCUGAAACGGAAGAUUCCAUCCUUCACCAGUUAUUUAUUGUAAGAUUCCUUGGAUCCAUGGAGGUUAAAUCUGAUGAAAGUCCAGAUGUUGUUUAUGAAACAAUGCGCCAAAUACUAGCAGCCCGGGCUAUCCAUAAUAUUUUCAGGAUGACAGAAUCACAUUUAUUAGUCAGUUGUGACUGUUUAAAGUUAAUAGAUCCACAGACGCAAGUUACAAGGCUCAGGUUUCCUUUACCAAGUGUAGUCUUGUAUGCUACACACCAGGAGAAUAAACGCCUUUUUGGAUUUGUGCUUCGGACUUCAGGAGGGAGAGUUGAGAGCCAUACAACAUCUGUCUGUUAUAUAUUUGAAUCAAACAAUGAAGGGGAAAAGAUAUGCGACUCUGUUGGACUGGCAAAACAGAUUGCUUUUCAUGCAGAAUUGGAUCGUAGAGCAUCAGAAAAACAAAAAGAAAUAGACAAAGUAAAAGAGAAACAACAGAAAGAACUCAGUAAACAAAAGCAAAUUGAAAAGGACUUGGAAGAGCAGAGCCGAUUGAUAGCUGCUUCCAGUAGACCCAGUCAGAGCAGUGGAGAGGGACAAUUUGUAGUCCUUAGCAGUAGCCAGUCAGAAGACAGUGAUUUGGGAGAAGAUGGGAAGAAGAAAAGAGAGUCCGAAGCAUGAGGUUACUAAUAUUGUUAAAACUGGAAUCUUUGGACAUAUCUGUGGUGAAAUGGCAAAAAUUACACAAGAAGAAAAAAUAGAGGUGGAGGGUCUGCUUAUUAUAUAGAAGAUUUAACAAUGUGCUGACCAGAUUAUACUUUGUUGUUUUUUUUCUUUUAAACAUUCAUUAACUAACUUUGCCUUUUAAUGUAAAUAUGUACCUUCUUCCAUGUGUCAUAAAGAAGCAUGGUGACAUUGCCAUGUUUGCUACAGAAUUACAUCUUCAAGACUUCUCUUAAUUAUGGAAACUUUUUUCACUUACCUGAUUGUGCAGCUGACUGUUUUAAAGCAAAAAUUAAUCUUCUGAUUGGGCUUCAACAGUACACUGAAAUAUUUUUCUUUAAAUUGCUGUACACAGAACAUUUUGCGAGGAACAAAAGUGGGCUUUGAACUGACACAAUGCUAAGCUGUAUCUAAAUACUGUUGCAGAGAAUUGUUUCUGGUUUGUAAAAAAAAAAAAAAAAAAAAAAAAAAAAAUUCUCAGUAACACCAGAUAAAUGUGCAAUAGUUUUAGGUUGAUGAGCAAGAGAUUUUAAUAUUUGUUUUAUGUUGAAUUGGAUGGUACUGUGUCCAUUUUCUUGUUAAUAUAACUUAGGACACUUUCUUGGAUGAUAAAGAUUUUACUCCAUUUAACAUAGAUAAGAAUUAUAAGGAUGUAUUUGCAUCUUGGUGCAUGGGGAAUUGUGUUAAAUCCUUUUACUUUCAGGGGGUAUACACACUGUAUUCUCAUUUUGAAGCGAAAAUACUACAUUCUCAGUUCUCUGUCAUGGAACUGUAGUUAACUGUCCAGUACUUGGGGUUUACUUUAUAAUAAUAAGUAUGUUAACAUUGUGAAAAUGUUGGAUUAAACCAGCUGUUUGAAGAUCUGCUAAAUACCCACAUACCUGAGAACCAGUUCACUAGAAAGAGUUUGGGGGGGCGGAAGGUGUUUGGGUCAUUGCAUGUAAAUGUAUUUUGCAAAAAAUAUUUAAUAGCAAUAGGGUGCAAGCAUACAAAUCCUACUUUCUACCUAAACUGCGUGAAGACUUUUUCAAAGGUGUCUGCUUACAGCUCUUAACCCUGAUCUCCUUACUAUUGCAUGAUGUACAUAACUUAUUUUGUACUAUAUCAAAAGUGCUUUGACCUUUUCAUCCUGAAUAGGAAACCAGUUAAUGUAAAAGAAUUUAUUUAUUUUUGCACUGAUUACUGUAUAUAGUGAACUCCAAUGAACAGAAGAUGCAUUUAUGUAUCAGUGUCAGGGAAAAUCUAGUGUAGUACAGUAAUGCGAGGCAAUGUACUAAACAUGAAAAUACAGCUGUAUCUCUGGGUCACUUUCAACUUAUGUAUAUUUUCCUGUUUACAUAAGGCUUUCUACAUGUUCUAAAUGUCAUUUCUUAUUCAUUAUACAAUUUACUGUACACAGCCAUUCCCAUGAAUAGCUAUCCUCCAAUCUAGAAGACUGCCCAUUUAUUCUUGACAACUUGAAGAUCCAAAGGCAGCAUAUGCAGAUUUUUCUCACUGUUCCUGAUCUUAGGCUUAUAAAAGGCUGGAUGGCAUCAGGAGUUUUGGACUUUCUAUCUCCGUAAUUUGGCCUGGCUGCUUACAUUUCUGGCUAACUUUGCUCACUUAUAUUUCUUUCACCAGCAUCCCCUUUUUGCAGACGAGGUGACAGCCUACUUCAUGCUUAUUGCAUCUCACAAUAUGCUGCCCCUACCUGCUUAAAAUCCAAGUAAAAAUUUCCAAAAACCCAUGGGAAGAAUAUGAAAUCGUGUCUUUUCAGUUUCUAGUUCAUUAAGUGAUCUAGUUAUCUCUCUGUGCAGGAUUGCUUAGUGAGUUGGCCAAUUAAGUGUAACAGCCACCACACUUCAUGUGGGAGACAGUACCAACUUGAAGUUUUCUUGAUAUUCAAUUUAAAAAUUUCCUUAAAGCUUUAUUGCAUUAUUCUUAUUGAAGGGAUAUUUCAGAGAAUUGGGAUUGUUUGCUCCCAUUGGUAUUGGGACUUUCAUACUAAUCAGUGUGCUUAUCUGAACACUACAUAGAAUUAGUAGUAUAGCUUGUUAGAGGGCUAUUCUGCCAGUAUCCUUUUGCUGGGGUAGUUAAUUUCCACCCUACUGACAUGGUAUUGUAGGGGAGAUGCACAGAUUGUGUUCAGAAUGCUGUGUUCUAACCUAGAUAAAUAUUUUUGAAUUACAGAUUGACCUUCUUUUAGUUUAGAUGUCGACUAAAGCUAGAGACAAAUUAUUUGCCAAAAAGGAACUGUUGUUGGACUCCCAUCUAUUUGAAGAUUUUGUAAUACAGGAUUCCCAUUAAGUGACUGCACUAAUCCUUAAACUUGUCUGCAACCUGGAAAAUGGCCACAACUUACCAGUUUGACCAGAAUAGGGUUACUAUCAGUCUUUAGAUAGCAAACUAGAUGACAAAUAGCAUUGAAUUGGUAUCUCAAGUCUCAAAAUUGUAGCACAAACAUACAGUCACAGCAGGAAACAAAACAAAUAAUACAAAUUUAGAUCCUACAGAAUGACUAUAAUAAAUCUCAGGUACCUUACCUGAUGUAAUUGUCAAUGAAAUGAGAUGGCACCUUGGGCCUAGGAAGAAAUAUACAUCAUAUUCUUUAUAUCCUUUUUUGAAGCCUACAGACAUCAAAUGCAUCCACAUUAGGUCAAGGCAGCAGCAGAACCUGGAAAAUAUGCUGUAUCAGGGAAUGUGGGACCCAGCCUGGAGGAGACUAGGGAGGAGGCCCAUGCCUCCAAACCCUUCUGUCCACUCAUAACCAUGCCGUGUUUACAGGACAGGAGACAGAGCCUGGUGUGAUGCCAGCAAGUAGCAGGCAGAAUAGGGCGGGUCUUGCUCCAUUCAAGGGUUUAGAAUUGUUCCAACUCCCAGCAACUUUAAAUCAUCUAUCCCGCUGACUCAUGAUCUCCCAGUGGGGCCAUUGAAAGCCUUGGAAAUUAGCCAUUUAAUUUUUGAUUAUCAGCACUACCUAAACAGUUUAAUUUAUUCUCAACUUUUCUGUAAAUUAAACAAGUCACUUCAGUCAUGAUAGUCAAUGCCUAAUCUUUUUCUACAUAUUUCACAGAAACCAUUUUAGGGGAAUGUUUUUUAAGAGUUUCUAAAAACAUUUUGGGAUUAUUUUUUCUUAUCCCUUGACUUUUAAGCCAGAUGGCUUAGUUAUCCUGAGUCUAGCUGUCCAUGGCUCACAGGGAGUCAUAGAUAUUUAGACUAUUUCAUCUCUUGUUAAAGUACCCUAGCAUAAAUAUUAGACUUACUUAAGCCUCGAAAAGCUCUACAAGGAAUAAGAGGGAAGAGGGGUGUGUGUGUGUAGGUGUGUAGAAUUUAUUAUGGUAUGUAGGUCUUUAAGAUGUGACCUGAUAUUAUUGCAUCUCUUCCAUUUGUUAGUUUCUGCAUUAAUGUCAUGAUAAAUAGUUGUUUGAGCCCGAUUAGUUGAGGAGCGAGGAGCAUCUCUUUUCUAGUAUCUUAGAAUGACUCUUUUGGCUACUAAAAAGAAGCUGAAAACCCAUUUCUUGAAGUUAGAGGUACCUUAAGAAAGGAAUUGAAUGAAGUGGGUGAUCCCCAGGAAAAGGGAAGUAUUUGAAGUGAAUGAAAAGAGGUCUUUAGACUUUUAAAACAGUUUAAUUGCCUACAGGGGAUUAAAAACAGAUGUAAGGUGAUGCAGAGAGAGCAUUGAAGGAAGUGGAGGCAGCAUGAGUAGAGUGCAUGCUCUAGGAGAUUAGGGGGCUAACGUGAAGAGAUGGAGAUGAGGCCAGUAGUGAGAGAGGUCAGGAAUGCAGUGCUUGAGAGAUGGGGGUGCCUGGAUCUGUGACCCAGAAAUACUUCAAAGCUGAGAGGAGUUUGCCAGUUACCCCUGGUAGAAUCACUCAAGCCUCUCAGAUAUAUGGGGCAUGUACUGGUAAUUUUUUUACAAGACCGUGUAUUUCCUGGCUUUCCCUUCAUGCAUGUCUUCCUUGGCCUCAUAGCAACUGGGAGCGGCCAUUUUUUCCUCUGAAUUAUGAAUUCUCAUGGCGCUGGGCCACGGCAGGGCACUGGUCUCAUUUAAGGUAUAGCUAUGCAGGUGCUAGCCUACUUGACUUAGUUUGAAUCUAGCUAGCAUGAGUACAGUAGCAGUGAAAACAGCAUGGCACGCGUGAGCAAGCAGAGUAUAUACACAAGGUCUGGUGCUGGGCUCGUACUACUUGCACUGAACCCUGCAUUGUGCUGCCUUCAUUACUACUGUUAUCCACGCUACUGGGAUUCAAGCUAGUUCAGGUAGACUAGCCUGUGCAGAGCUUUGGCUGUGUAGAGGUAGCCCUACUCUGGCAGUGAGUAAGCAGGUAGGGCUAGGGAGCCUACUGACAUGUAGUCUGGAAGAAAUCUAAAGUCACUGCUAAGGGAGAUGGAAGGAUGAAGAACAAGGCCAAUGACUAGUAGACAGUGGUUGAAGGAUAGAUAGCUCUGUGGUAUAAAGCAAAUUAAUAAGGUACCAUCCCACUCUCAUGAAGGGUAGUAUUACCUUCAAGAUUUAUUGUUACAUAGCCUAUGUCAAAUUAGCUGUUUGGCCGUGUGGAGUGGAUUUUACCCAGCAGAAUGUUAGUUUCCAAAUGUAAUUGCUCCUUUCAAACAGUGGUUUCAGGUUAGCUUAUGGGAGCUGUAGGAGGUGAUUUUUUUUCCAUAUAUAACAGAUUUUUGGAACCAUAUUUUGUGUAAAAUUUGCAAGUCAAUCAUUGGGGAAAAGUGGUUUUGCCAAGAUUUUUGUAAAUUUUUAAUAAAUGACAAUGAUUGAGUGGAGUGCAGAGACUCUAAGUUAUACUUUUUUAAAAAAUAUAUAAGCUCCAUGUUCUUAAGUUAGCUAAUUUGGCAUGGCUUUUCCUACAUUAAUGUUUGGCUAUGGUUGGUAGAUUGCUAUCAAAGUGCAUGUUGGAAUAAGAUUGAAAUACUGAUUAGAAACUCUUCAUUCAGUUUUCACUUCUAUUUAAAUACUUUACCCUCCCAUCUUUCUGCUACUGGGUGAAUUAUAUUCUCUAUAGCACCUGAAGUCAUGGUCCUACAACAUGUGAAACCAGUAUGUUUGGCCUUUUAAAAGCUCAGUUACUGAGAAAGAAGAGUUUAAAAAUGCCAUUUAACACACAUACAUUGUGGCAACAGCGUUGGUUAGAAUUAAUAAUCUUUUUAUUGCUAAAUUGUAUCCUCAUAGUUGUCACCACUUAACUAAAAAAUAAGUGGUUAGUAUGCUUUGUUGAAUGGUGUAGACUUAAAUUUUAUUCAGGUGAAUAUCCAGUUUUAUUCAUCCAAGAGGUAAAUCCUGAUGCUCACAUGUUUCAGGAUAAUCUAGGUAUUGUUGCAUACAUUCUUCAUGUAUGUAAGGAUGGGCAUUUAUGGCUAUGUAAUGCAUUGUGUUAUACUGUGUGUAUAUCCCCCUCAUAGCCAUGAAAAGUUUUUCCUUUGACACUGCCAUUCUAAUCAAGUUUAAAAGGUCCAUGGUGUUGUCCCCUCAGGAACUGAUUGCAGUCAGUUAAGAUAGACUACAUAUGCAAAUGAGUUUAUUACAUUAUUUCUGGGGUCUGGAAGAGAAAAUCAGAUGAAACAUUGUCAGUAAUCAUGACUCUGGCAUUGACUUCAUGUUUUAACGGUAGGAAUUAGCUGAUUUUUUCCUUUUCUGAAAUCUAGUCAAUUGUGCUCAAUUACAUGAGUGUAAAUUCAGAGUAAUUCUACAGAUAAUUAGAGUCUUCACUGGAUUUACUCUGGAUAUAAGCCCUGUGUGUAUGUUUAUUUUUAUAAAUUAGAAUUUACAGUUGCAUUGGGUUUAAGAAGAAGGUAGAGUUGUUUAAUUAGUGAUUAAUAAUCUCAUCUCAAACAUUAAACGAAACAUCUCUCCUGACCUGCAGGUAGUCUAUUUUUCACUUUUUUUUGCAUAAUUUGAAGAGUUGCAGAUAGGUUUUAAGGAGUUGUUUGUUUUAAUGAUUCUGCAUCUCACAAUACAUGCUGUAUUCCAACACCCCCUCCCCUAACUUCACCCCCGGAAAAAAAAUCUGAAGCAUUUGUUAUAAGUGAGAAUAAUAAAUCUGUAAUGUUUCUUUAAUCACAACUCCUACAAGUUAAUUCCUUCAUAAUUCACACACAAACAAGAAGACAGUCAUUGCCUGCCUGCAUCUUAUUCAGCUUUUUUUAAGAGAGAACUUUUUCAUGUUUUUAAGUGAAUUCAGGAAAGACACAUUGUCCAUUGUAAUAAUUGACCCUUCGUCUUUCCUCCCUUGCUCUCUUUCACAGAAUCUCUCUUGUUUACUAGAACCCCCAAAGUUUCUUUACAGGCAAUAAGGUAAUUUUCUUGUGCUUACAGUGAUGUAUAAUUUGGCAUGAAAAUAUUGUCACUAUGCCAUUGUGCCUGCAUUGGUGUUCCAUAAUGUUUAUAUGCAAACCUAGGAUUUUGUAAAAUAUAGUCAGGUGAUUUUAUAAUGUGGAUUGGUCAAAAUCUUACCAUAAUGUACUGGAUUGGUCCUGUUCCAGUGAUGUAUAAGUAAUUUUUCAAUGUUUUUAAGAGUCAUAUAUAAAACUUUCCCUGAAUAUUUGUAUUAAAGCAAUCAUUAUCUUAAAUGGUUAUGCCUAAUAUCAAUUUGAUAUUUCUGAGUUUAAACCAACUAUAGAUACUAAAUAUGUUAGCCAGGGCUUCCGUUAAUUUGAGUUCACUAAUAAGUUCAAAGUUGGCUUUGUACAAUAAUCUUUAUUUGCAUUAGACUUACGUUAAAAAAUCUGGUCUUUUUUCUAAUGCUUGCUUAAAAAAAAAAAUUAGCACAUUACUAAUAUGGUUUUGUUCUUUUUCCACUAAAUACACAAUUUCAGAAAUAGCUAAAGCCCAAUGUUGUCAAAACGUAUUUUGAUUCUGUCAGUAAUUCAGGAAUGUUACCCAGAUAUAGUCAGUGAAACACUUUAUUAUAUGUAAUAAAAACAAAACGGAGGGGAAUUAUUCUGAUUUAUUCUUGGAACUAUCAAAGACUGAACAGUAAAGGAAAACAUUCUUGUGCAUUAAAACAGUCAACUAAUGUAACAUCUUGUUUGUUUUGUCACAUGCGUACAUAGCACUUUCUAAAGAACUGCGGUUAUGUUAAUGAACAGAAUUGAUGGGUACAGAAGUUUUACCAGCACAACCUGAUAAUGUCAGACCCAUUAAUACAGCUACUAAUGUAUAUUUCCCACCUGCUUAUUAGUUUUGUUCAGUGCUUUAGUAGGCACCCUGUAAAAAGCACUGAGUCAUAAGAAACUAGUCCAAUCUGUAUUUUAUAAAGUUUAUAGAUUUUUCUGAGGGGGAAAUGGACUUUCGAAUUAUGUAACUGAAGUGAUACAGAUGCAUGUAUAAAUAAAAUCUAUACUUACCUAAAUAUAAACUUGAUUAUGAAAAAAUAAAUACUAUUAAUGCUUGUCA